Molecule: messenger RNA, 820 nt
Organism: Brassica rapa (field mustard)
Lineage: Eukaryota; Viridiplantae; Streptophyta; Magnoliopsida; Brassicales; Brassicaceae
Product: CASP-like protein 5A1
Cellular component (GO): membrane
Source: RefSeq, a predicted model, not a curated record
UUAGCAAACUCAGUCGAGUUAGUUCCUCAUUUGUGUGUGUUAUCAAAGUGACUCACUUUCACAUGAUGAACGUGAGCCGACCGGCGGUUCGUCCGGUAAUUGCUGUCCCCAUGGGUCCUACUGGCGGAGCCAACGAUAGACCGCCAGUGAGGAUGAAAGAUAUUCAGGGAAUGCCAGGAACCACCGGCGGCCUCAUCCUCCGCCUCUCUCAGUUCGUCUCCUCUCUCAUCUCCCUCUCCGUCAUGUUCUCCACCCCCGACUUCCACUCCUUCACCGCAUUCUGUGGUUUGGUUUUUGCGGUUAGCUUGCAAAGCCUGUGGAGCUUGUCUCUUCUUAUCAUCGAUGCUUAUGCUCUUCUGGUGGGAAGAAGCCUUCGGAAUCACUUGGUUGUUCGAUGUUUCACAGUUGGAGAUGGAAUCACAUGCCUACUUACGUUUGCAGCUGCAUCUGCGUCUGCUGGCAUAACCGUACUCAUCAACGAUCUUGAUAAAUGUGAUGGCAGCCACUGCACAAGGUUCCAGACCGCCACAGCAAUGGCAUUCAUCAGCUGGCUUGCUGUGUUUCCUUCCUUCUUUCUCAACUUCUGGUCCUUAGCCACCCACUAAUUAAAUAACACACACAAGAUAACAGAAAGUUCCAAAAAGUAAAUGUUUCCUAGUAUAUUGUCAAAACUAUAUGCUUCUGUAGUUGAUCUUACCGGUUAAACGUAGUCAUGUCGCUUUCACUAUUUUAGUAUAAUAAGCCAUGCGUUUCAAAAAAAUCUAUAUUUUAGAGAAAAAAACACAUUUUUACGGUUUCAAUGCAUAAAUUAAUCGUAAAC